AUGUUAGCCAAAGCAGCGUUCCCCGCACUCUUCUUCACCUUGGCAGGAUUCAUCCUCCUGCUUCUGGUCACACUGUCCGUCCCAAUAAUCAAAUCCAUCUAUCUCCUGCAAGUAAGGUUCGAUCGAAGUGGAACAACCGGAAGUACCUCGUUGGGUGCAAACGCUGGUGUUUUCGGAUUAUGCUAUCAGGGUGGUCAAGCGACAGCGGUCAUCAAAGGUUUAGCAGGAUCGUUGAUUCUCAAUGCGAUUGCCGCUGGAUUUGCGGGGUUGAGUUUGGUCUGGUCAGUUUUUGCUUGGUUGUGCGCCAGUAGGGGCUGGGAAAUUUUCACUUUCAUCUCCCUAUUCUUUUCCGUCCUCACAGCCUGGCUCGCUUGGGCCUUAGAUCUCACUUUGGCUCUGGUCGCGAGACACCGAAUUGAGGAUGCUUCGGAUGAUGUUUUGGACGCCAGGAUUGGGAAUGGUGUUUGGUUGGCCUUGGGUGGUGCGGUCGCUGUCACAAUAGCUCUUUGUCUCGCCGGUUGUGGGAUGUUCGGAAGAUAUCGAUCGGACAGAGUUGUUCAACAGAAACCCGUUGGAUAUAGAAGGCGAUACUUCUGGCAACGUAAUCAUGCAGGAAGAGGAACUUACUAA
Molecule: messenger RNA, 630 nt
Organism: Kwoniella botswanensis
Lineage: Eukaryota; Fungi; Basidiomycota; Tremellomycetes; Tremellales; Cryptococcaceae
Exons: 6
Coding region: 1-630 (209 amino acids)
Biological process (GO): ATP synthesis coupled electron transport
Cellular component (GO): growing cell tip; plasma membrane; cell division site
Molecular function (GO): NADH dehydrogenase (ubiquinone) activity
Source: RefSeq, a predicted model, not a curated record